Molecule: messenger RNA, 1218 nt
Organism: Fusarium proliferatum ET1
Lineage: Eukaryota; Fungi; Ascomycota; Sordariomycetes; Hypocreales; Nectriaceae
Exons: 3
Coding region: 1-1218 (405 amino acids)
Biological process (GO): regulation of transcription by RNA polymerase II
Molecular function (GO): DNA-binding transcription activator activity, RNA polymerase II-specific; zinc ion binding
Source: RefSeq, a predicted model, not a curated record
AUGAAACCACGACGCUCUCACACAAAGUCACGCAGCGGAUGUCGGGAGUGCAAACGUAGAAAGGUCAAGUGCGAUGAGAGACUUCCCUCUUGCUUUAACUGUGCCCGCCGUGGGAUAACAUGCACCUUGACCUCAUCCCAACAGUCUCCUCAGAAGACAGGGGCCAUUAGAUUGCCCCUGUUAAAUAACAGAGAAACCGAAGCGAGUCCUGAUGCAUUAUCCGUAGCUGAAGUAUGGAGUGCUCCAACGCCGGGCGCAUCUCUGGAUUUCCAAGACCACGGCCUGGAACUGAUGCACCACUACUCUACCAUUACAGCCAACACUCUUGCUCUGAGGCUGGAUAUGCAGCACAUCUGGCGUAUGGUCCUCCCCGAGAUGUCAUAUAAUACACCGUUUCUCUCCCACGGCAUACUGUCAGUCGCUGCCUUACACAAAGCUCACCUGCUGCCCGCAAGAAGGGACAAAUAUCUCGAUCUCGCAGCCUAUCACCAAACCCGUGGCAUGCAAGGCUUCCGCAGCAUAAUUCAUAGCAUCAACGAAAGGAACUGGCACCCUGCGUUCUGCUUCUCAUCUACAAUCGUAAUAUAUGCAUUUUCAUCGGCAGGUUGGACCGGAGAUGCCAUGGCGGAUAUUUUGCAGAUCUUUGUCCUGAUACGCGGCAUUCGAUCUAGUCUCUUCGGCGCGGGACAGAAUCUUGCGGAGACGCCUUUCUCCGCAUGGUCAGCUGGGAUCUGGAUAGUCGGAGAGAAUGACGAGGCCUCUUACGACUUCGAUCCGCCAUUGGAUCGUACUGCUCUGCCUUUGGAUACAUUCCAGGCACUGCGUCGUCUCUUCGCUUUUUACCGCACUGAUCUAUCGGACUGCAACAGGGCAGACUAUGAGUUUGCCACGUUGCAGCUACGAAAGUCGGCGAUUCUCAUUGCACAUGCUGGUACCCAGCCAGAGAUAGGCAUGGUCAUGUUCUUCCCAUACGGAAUCUCUGCAAGUAUCAUGUCGGACAUCCAAGCCAAUGACCCAUGCGCUCUUGUCCUGUUAUCAUAUUUUUCAGUGCUUCUAAGCCUUGUUGAGCAGCAAUUUUGGUAUGUUCAAGGCUGGUCCCGGAGACUCAUAAGCGCCAUCGAUGUGCAGCUGGAUAAUGAUCCCAAGUUUUCUAAAGUGGCAAAGUGGCCAAAGACUAUCAUAUCUAGGCUUUACAAGAGUGAAUUAGGUUGCAGAUAA